This is a messenger RNA of Peronospora farinosa, 660 nucleotides long. The record is from the annotation of a GenBank genome assembly. NCBI's taxonomy places the organism in Eukaryota, Oomycota, Peronosporomycetes, Peronosporales, Peronosporaceae.
AUGACAGGUAGGACGGACCAAAAGACCGAGCGGGUCUUCUCGUUCAACAAGGACAAAGUGUAUCAGCAUUCACGCUAUGUGUCCUACGCCCUCAAGACAGACACUCGCAAUAAUCGACGCCAGUUUCACGCCGUUUAUGGCUCCAUGCCCGUCAGUAGCUCUGCCCGGAAGAGCGGUAUUCCGGUAGCUCCGAGACCUUCCGAGUCGGAUGCGUUGCUUGGCAGCAGUGACCAGCAUAGCAAUCAGAGUGAGACGGAUAGUGACAGUGACGGCAGCUGCACAGUCAGCAGCAGCACGUCGAGCUCAUUGCAAUCCAUUCUGAGAAUACCGUCGGCUGAUUUUUCAUGUCGAAAUCUAAAGAAAAAUGCAUCGGUUGAGUUUGCACUCGAUAUUCACGACGAAGAUGACGACCAAGCUGCCAAACGGAAGCUCGAAGGAUCAUGCGCCUCGCGAUGUAUGCCACGUCGAUUGACAAUGGAGGAAAAAGCAGCGUUGUACCAAGUACGACCCGACUUGGAGCUCGUCCCUACAAUCUUGUUGCUGUCUGAACUUGAAGAAAUACGGAGACGACGUCAACGCAAACUCAUGUUUUCCAUCCUGGGCGCAUCACUCAUUUUGUUGAUGCUGAUCGUCUUUUACUACCUCGUCUCGCAAAUGUGA